UACGGCGAUUGAUGAUUGUGUUUUCGACAUCGUGGCUAGGAGUGAAAAGCCUAAGACGUUUUUACACUUUGUAAACAACACCAGGGCUAGUAGUGUUGUACCUCUGGUGCAGAAUAUAAAGAAGUACGCAUAGAUGUACUACCUACAUACUACGAUUAUAAUAGGUUGCUACGAUUAUAAUAGGUUGGAAUCAAAAUGUCGCCUCCUUUGCAACUCGUGCUGCUAGAUGACGUCGAACUCGAAAAGGGUACAACUCCCGAUGGCCCUAGCCGCUUAAAGAACACCUGUAGCCUGGCGGUCACGGAGACAGUUCCUGGGAUUCUGCAAAGCGUGAAAAAUGUGUCCUUUGAGUCGGCUCCAAGUGAUACGGACCGGUUUUUGGAGGAACCGGUUUUGGUCUUACACUCAGGCGACGCUGCUGUGAAUCCUGUGACAUUCUACCGUUCGGAGAUCUUUGGCGCAGAUCUUCGAUUGUCUAACUACAAGGAAGAUCAUCGUGCAAUUAUGGAACGUCGGGAAGGAAUAGUGCAAGAAUCUUCUAAGAAUGGACAAGACGAUCGCGUUGCUAAUGGACUGAAUCUCCUUGGUGGAAUUGAAGAGUCUGCACAAAACCAGACGAAAGUUGUCGUAGAGUUGCAGCGCUACCCGCUGACGAAGCGAGAAACGCAAUGCUGCAGCCCUUGCUCUUGCUUCACCGCGUGUUGUCUGCCGGGAAGAGUAGACGAAAGCAACAGCUUCUUGCCAGAUCAGAUUAUGGGAACACAUUUUUCAUAUGCCUAAAAGUAAACGCAGUUUUUGGAUGGUAGACAACAAUAGCAUUAGCAAUGAUCGAAAUCGAUUGACAUUGAAAGAUAAAAAUUUGAGCAGUAGUAUCUAUAAAAAAAAAGACUCGUUCUUGCUGUCGUGUUUCCCACCUUUCCCUUCUUGCUUUAAGAAGGCGAACGUUACGCAUUACCCGCCACGGAGGCUCGCAGCCGCUCCUUUCUACCCCGCCGGUUAUGUGCGAGAGACCGCUUUCGUCUACUUCGAAGUCGGCGCUGGUCUUGCAGGAAGUGCUUCAUUCGAUGAGCGGCUCGCAAUGGCGAGGCGCUUAGUCGAUGCGAUUGAUCAGUGGUGUCGAAGCGGCAGUAUGAAGUUGGGAAACGUGUCUGCAGACGGGAAUUGGUUAUGCAACUCGAAGAGUGAAGAAGCUGCUUUUCUUGAACGCAGAAAUGAUGCAGACGGUAACGGGAGGAAGGAACCGCCCGAAGCACGAAUUCCGAAGACCCGCGAAUUCCUUGUUUUGAUCAAUCCCAAGAGCGGGCCGGGGCACGCACUGAGGCGGUGGCAGCAAGAGGUGCGUCCGAUUCUGAACGCAGCGAACCGCGGCAACAAGAUGGCGUUUGAGGUGAUUGUGACUGAGAGAGCCAAUCACGCUUUCGAUAUGGUGCGCGACAUGUCUGAAGAUCGCCUUCUCAGCUAUCACGGCAUCAUCGUCGUUUCUGGCGAUGGCUUGGUUCACGAGGUCUAUCGUGGACUCUGCACAAGACCGCCAACUGCAUCUGGUGUUUAUGUAUAAGAAUUGUCCGUCGAGUCACCUCCUAUGUCCGUUGUCACGAGAACGUGAAAAAGUACUUAAAUAAGAGUUUUCUUGGUAGGUUCUAAACCACCGGCUUUCCUGCCUUCAUCGUCUAUUCAUGUUGCCCCUGCCUUCUCCGUCAUUCCCGUUGCGCACAUGCUAGGAGGAUCCGGCAACGCUUUGGGCUCUUCCAUCCUCCACGUUAGUGGCGAGCCUCUACAGAACCAGAGCGCCGCACUUGUCGUUCUUCGCGAUGAAACUUGCGCGUUGGACCUUUGGCGUGUGUCUGUCAUAAGGAGGACUAGCAUUUUUAGUGGUGUGCCAUCAAAAAAGUCCCAACCUGUUGAUGUUCCACAAGUUCAGGUGGAUGGAGCAAACGACGGAUCAAACCUGGAGGAUCAUGUGGUGGAGUGGCGUCCAUCGUUUUUGUCGGUGUUUUUCGGUCUGAUGGCUGACAUCGAUAUCGAAAGUGAAUGGCUGCGUUGCUUGGGUUCACUGCGCUUCACACUGUAUGCAGUGCGCAACGUUGCACGAUUUCGCACGUACCGAGGAAGGGUGCGAUAUCGCGGUCGUGAAAUUCACAAGGAUGAAUAUGCGGUGAUGAUGGAACGCUUGUUGAGUAGGAAAAAUAAUGAUAAUCGCGGCCGUGCUGGUCUAUGCCAAGACCAUGGAAACAGUUCUCUAUCUACGUCAGCAACGUUUUCACCUCUUGCGCUCGGGGAUUCUUGCUGCGGCUCUGUUGGUGUUGAAUUCGGUGCAGGCAACAUUGCCCAACAGGGGUCCAGCACGAUCACAGCUUCUUCCGGCACGACCACGACAGCCUCGUCUAGCAUGAAGAGCAGAGCCGAUAAUUUCUCAAGUAGGUCUUUGUGGCAAAGCAUUCUUCCAGCUUCAGGUGGGGAGGCAUCGCCUUGGGCACACCGCUUCUUGACGCUCUGGGCUGCUUCGCAGCCGAUGGUAACGGAACACGAGGCUGCGGUUCCUUUUGCACGUGCCAACGACGGCAAAUAUUGGCUCAUUUAUUGCGCCGCCUCGAUGCCCCGCAGUCAAAUCGUGCGCUUCCUCUUGGCGAUUGAGCACGGAACACACCUCGACCUCCUGGACGGCGAACAUUGUCGGCUUUUCUGUUGCGACGAAUUUGAAGUAGAUUUGAUGGACCCUAGAACAAGUCUAUCUGAAGAUACUACCGCUGGGGGUUUAACAACAACAAACACACUAGAGGUUGAAGUAGGACCUUCUGGCCUCGAGGACCUUGAAGCUGCAUCAGGAGGAACCCUUGAAGUGCCAGAAGCAGUCGAAAGUCGCAAUUUACCCGAUCCUGCGGAGUCAUCGUCUCACCGCGGCGAAGAAGUUAUGAGGCUUCUUGACAUCAUAUUUUGAAGAGUCGAAAUACAUUCAUACCUAAAACAACUUAUGCUGCUGCAGUCGUUUGAUGAAGCGAUGUUUAUGUCGUGCUAUUAAAGACGCAGCGAAGAAACCGCUUGCUUCGAUCCCGUUUCCACCGUGAGACCACUUUCAUGGAAAACUCCCCAAAUCGCAGCGCAAUGCUAUCGCGGCGGAUCGCUUUCAUGAGUGUUGACGGCGAGCGAGUGGACGUCAUGCAGGGAAGUAAAGUGCACGUGACCAAAAUGUCUCAUCCUGGCCGACUCUUUUGUUCUCCUGUAAGAUGAUCAUUCAUGAACCGGAGACUCCAAGAAUUUUUGUGUAAAUGGAUGUGUGCAGUUAUAGAAGAAGCAUCAAAAAUUAUCUGAUGAGUGUAACUAAGUGACAUUAUGAUGUAAGACUAAGACUGAAUAAAAGGAUAUUAGACGCUGGCGGCUGGGCACGCUGGGUGGCUGGGCGGCAACGCGGGGCACGCUGGGCGGCAACGCUGGGCACGCUGGGCGGGCGAUUGGAUAGCGGACUUGACGGCCACACAUUGGGCAUGCCGAGCCUGCGCGGCCGAUGGAUGGAUUUACUUGCGCCGCGGGGACGCGGUGCAGCGCGUCCCGUGAGGACCAACAAAGGCGGCGCGCCGGCCUCCAGGUUCAGGGCAGCGCUGGCGCAGUGCUGCGCCAGUUUGCGCAGUAGCGGGCUGCGCGGCGCCUGCUCUGUUCAGGCUUGCACUGCGUCGCGCUGCACUGCGCUGCCCGAUGCGUGCAAUGCUGCGCCGCUCCUGUGCACAGUGGUAAACUCGCCAGCGUCGUUGGCCUUGGCCUCCACUAGACUCGCACUGCUGGCGGGGUUCUCAAGCGGGCGCCCGAAGGGCGCCCCGCAAUUGGAGACGCCCAGUGCCACGCUAGGCGCAGAAUUCGGCAGAUCUGGCACAUUUGGGUCGCCCAGCGACCCAGUGUGCCCAGCGUGCCCAGCCCAGCCAUGUUGGCAACCCUUAUAAACUGUUCUAGGAUAAGGUAGUACGUUUCAAGGGAUGUGCAGCAGUAGUUGCAAUGUGGAGGUUUUUUUUCUGUGUAAAAAACAAAGCAAUGGCAGCUUCUACUGGUACUAGGAUUUAUUAUCGAAUACCUUCGUAACUAUUUGACAUACUUUUUGCAUGAUGUGCUUCGGUACGUUUGACUGAUUUUUGGCGUUACCAGGCAGGGUCGUCCCAACUUGAAAAAGUAGGCCACAAAUGCGGCCAACUAUACAAGUCGUGAAAGAUUUGCGCCCGGUUCCUUUGAAAUCGGGAGAUCGUGUGCUAUCAUGUACAGGAUUGACUAGCACUUGAGCCACAUAUUCAAGGAACUGCGCGAUUAGCGUGCGGGAAACAAAGUAGAUUGACCACAUUGAUUGCCGGGCUUCAAAAAUCUAAGAACCUCUAUCUUAUCUGAAUUCUCCUCAAUUUUACGCUAGAACGAAUGCCAAAGAUUCAACAUAUCAGCACUCAAGAAUCACAUAGUACACAACGACCACUUGUUUUUCUAGAGAAAAGGCAGCAGCAGGGUCGAUCUCGAUGCGUUCCGAUCCGUGAACUAUCAAUCAAAUUUUCUGUCUCAACAAAAAGAUGCAACUACAAGAGAAAUCUCUUAAAACAAGGACUGCUAAAUGCCAUAGGACUUGAUUGUGUAAGUAGAAAGUCUGUGCACUAACUCGGGAGUGUACAGUCAGAGUCUGCCAAUAAUUUUG
Molecule: messenger RNA, 4660 nt
Organism: Amoebophrya sp. A25
Lineage: Eukaryota; Dinophyceae; Syndiniales; Amoebophryaceae
Source: the annotation of a GenBank genome assembly